Messenger RNA from Tachyglossus aculeatus (Australian echidna), 1004 nucleotides. RefSeq names its product ring finger protein 227 (gene RNF227). The record is from RefSeq and is a predicted model, not a curated record. The coding region runs from base 97 to 612 and encodes 171 amino acids. NCBI's taxonomy places the organism in Eukaryota, Metazoa, Chordata, Mammalia, Monotremata, Tachyglossidae. Gene Ontology annotation, biological process: protein ubiquitination. The transcript has 2 exons. Gene Ontology annotation, molecular function: ubiquitin protein ligase activity.
UCUGAGGAGUGGCUCGGCCGCAGUUAAUCGGUCAAUCGUAUUUAUUGAGCGCUUACUGCGUGCAGAGCACUGUACUGAGCGCUUGCGGAUUAGGGGAUGCUGCGGCGCGUCCCCAGCCUCCCGGAGCUCGGCGAGCUGGACUGCGGCGUCUGCUACCGGCCCUACGACCUGCGGGGCCGCGCGCCGCGCCGCGCCCGCUGCGGGCACGCGCUGUGCACCGCCUGCCUGCGCCAGCUGGCGGCGCGCGAGGGCGGGGCCGCGCGGCUGCUGCGCCUGCGCCGCGCCGUCCCGUGCCCCUUCUGCCGCGCGCCGUCGCCGCUGCCGCGCGGAGGGGCCGCGCGGGCCCCGCUGGACCCGGACCUGUGGUGGCGGCUGGAGGCGAAGGAGCGGGAGCGGCGGCGGCGGGAGGGAGGCGGGGACGACGACGACGACGACGACGAGGACGACGACGAGGCCCGGGCGACCCCUUGGACCGCCCUCCGCCGCGCGCUCCUGCGCCUCUGGGGCAAGGCGGCGGAGCGCGCGCGCCGCCGGCGCCGCCCGUUGCCUAGCAACGUACUGUACAGCCCGGAGGUGAAGGACGUCGCCGUUGUGACCGGCUACGUGACAUGACCGUCGUAGCCCCCGACAGGACGCCUGGUGCUGCCCCAUGGUGAAAGGCGAGGGGGGCCGAGGAGCCCCCUGCUCCCCCCAAUGCAGCCAGCGAAGCAAUGAUGUGAGGGGCGUCAUCGUCACGGAUAUCCCGGGGCAGAGCCGGGGGGGCUUCACCCGCCUCCGCUCCCCGGGCCCCCGUAAGCGGAGACAGACUUCUUGGGCUCGGUUCCCGGCUCCCGGGGGCUCGGCCACCCCCGCCCUAGCAUUUCUGUGAAAUGGCUUGAACUAUAAAAAGUGGGCGGCAGGGGAAGCGCCGUCUAUUUUUAAUGUCGGCUGAUGCCCGUGUCUGCCAGCUGCCGGCUCCGAUCCUGGUGAAUAAACCCGAAGCGCGGGCGAGACGCGAGUGAAAA